This is a messenger RNA of Grus americana (Whooping crane), 3724 nucleotides long. Its product is annotated as zinc finger protein 239-like. The transcript is spliced from 2 exons. Bases 1575 to 2771 code for a protein of 398 amino acids. NCBI's taxonomy places the organism in Eukaryota, Metazoa, Chordata, Aves, Gruiformes, Gruidae. Gene Ontology annotation, molecular function: RNA polymerase II cis-regulatory region sequence-specific DNA binding; DNA-binding transcription factor activity, RNA polymerase II-specific. Gene Ontology annotation, biological process: central nervous system development; regulation of transcription by RNA polymerase II. The record is from RefSeq and is a predicted model, not a curated record. Gene Ontology annotation, cellular component: nucleus.
ACCGAGGACAAAGCGGAGCCCGGGCAGCCCGGCUGCUCGGAACCUCUCUCGGUGAUGCUGCCACCGCCGCCGCGCAGGUAACGGGGGGAGGAUGGCUGGGGCUGGAGACGGGACUCCCCGCUUCGUCGUCCGUGGAGAGGUUGUGGGCCUUUCUUCUGCCCCCUCGGUCCCCUUCUGCCUCUCCCUGACCUCCCCGGAGCUGGGUCCGGGCUCCCCGACAGCUCUGGGGUAGAUGGGGCUCGCCCUGCUCCCCCUCCCCAGCUCCCAGAAUGGCUCCUGGGACCUCCAUCCCCAUACCCUGCUCUGGGUCCAGCCCCUCGCACCCCCCUGCACCCCUUCUCUUGGGGAUGGGCUGCCCCUGCAUGGGGAUGGGAGGGUGGGGACAGUGGGGGACACGUCCUCCCCUGGGAUCUGAGGUCCCUGAGGGGACAGGGCAAAGGGACAGGGCACAGCUGGCAUGUCCCAACACUUCAAACCGCCCACACACCCCAUCUUGUCCCCUUCUCCCCCACUCCCCACGAGCUCCCAGCUCUUAUCGGGCUGCAGGGACGCUGCUGGGCUCCUCCUGGAUGGCCCAACAUCACAACGAAGCUCCAAGUUUUGCACCAUCACCCCCAACAAACAGCCUUCUUGUGCCUUUCUUUUUCUCCUUUUUCCUUUCCGAGGACUGAGGGGCUCCUGCCUUUCACUCCAGAACACACCAAUGUCCUGAAACACCAAAGAACCCCAAGAGAUGGACCCAGUGCAACUGGCUCAGGUGGACAAUUCCCCGGGGUCUGGUUGGGGUUUUGCUCCUUGCUUCAGUGACAGUGGUCAUGCACAAGACAAUCAGCCCUUUUUGGGAAAGGAAACGCAUAUUUCUGGGUGCCAAACCUGUCCUGGUGUUGUUCCCCAGCACAGGCUGCCGGGAGAGGUGCAGCUCUGGGAAAAGCCACCUUCAGCAGCUCCCAUCCAGGUGGGAAUGGGGAGGCUGUUGGUUUCCCUUUGCUGUUUUCUUCUUGGCUCCUCCUUGGAGGUUCAUUUUCAUAUCCAUGAAUCUCAGUGUCCUCCUGGGAUGUCCUUGUUUUUCUACUCCAAUGUCUCACACUCUCCUCAGUUGCUUGGGAUGGGCUUGAGCAUCUCUGCUUCUUCAUCCCAGGACCUCAGGGGUUUUUAUUCUUCUUCUUCUUGAACUUUUGGGGCUGUGGCUCUGGCCCCAGGUACUGAACAUCUCUUGCUGCUGCUGCAGGAGCCUGUGACGUUUGAGGAGGUGGCUGUGUAUUUCACCAAGGAGCAAUGGGCCCUGCUGAACCCGGUGCAGAGGACGCUCUCUGCGGACAUCAUGCUGGAGAACUACGAGGCUGUGAUGUCUCUGGGUAAGGAGUCCUGUCCCUUCCAGUGCUGGAGCUCCUGAAGGUUUGACCUGUGGCCUUUGUGUUGCAGAUGCUCUCAAUUUUCAGACACCUUGAGCUCUGCAGUGCUCAGGAAUGAGACAGACCAUCUCCUUGAUGCUCCUGGGAGACAGAAGGAAGAGGAACAUUGAGGGAAAGCCCUUUUUUUUUUUUUUUCUUCUCUUCUGUGUAAUUUUCCAGUGAAUGGAAACAUCCCUGCAGGGAUAUUUUUCCUUUUCCUGGACUAGCUCCAUAUCAAUGAUUGGUUUUGGGACAACGUUUGAUGUUUGCCCUCUGUGGGGCUUGAGUGGAGGAUGCACGUUCACCCAGGCACCUGGUGUUCUGGAUGACCGUACCAUCAUUCUUCCCACUCUGUGUCCCUCAAGAAGUUUGAAUUUCUUUAACUUUGCAAAUACUCUGCAAUUCUCAAGUCCCUCAUGCUGUUAUCUCCUGAUUUCACCCUCUGGAACAGGUUUUCUUACGGCCAAGCCAGACUUGCUCACCCAGAUGCCAGAGCGAGGAGAGCGCUGGGGCCCUGAUCUUCAAGAAAUGGAGAAAAAAGAAGCCCUGAGCUGCAGGCACGCAGGGGUAAGACACAAAAUAAGCAGCAGGACGGUUUGCAGAGGAGCUGAUGCCAAUCUCGGAGAAAUCCCGACCCAGGAGGACCCUGCAGAAAGGCAGCGUGCCUUCAUCGAGUCUGGACACGAGGGCAGUCGGAGCAGGGACUUAAUUACACCCCAGAGAGGCGAUGCAGGAGAAAAACCUUUCAAGUGCCUCGAGUGCAGGAGAAGCUUCACGCGGAGCUCGGACCUCAUCGUCCACCAGCGAACGCACACGGAGGAAAAGCCCUAUCGGUGCCCCAAGUGCGGGAGAUGCUUCAACAGGAGCUCGAGCCUCGUGACGCACCAGAGGAUGCACACCGGUGAGAAAAUGUACGAGUGCCCCGAGUGUGGGAAAAGCUUCACCCGGAGCUCGACGUUGACCACCCACCAGAGAACCCACACGGGAGAAAAACCCUACCAGUGCUGCGAGUGCGGGAAGCGCUUCAGCAAAAGGUCGAACCUCAUUAAACACCAGCGGCAACACACCGGAGAGAGACCGUAUCCAUGUCCCGACUGCGGGAAAAGCUUCAUACAAAGCUCAGAUCUCAUCGUCCAUCAACGAACCCAUACGGGAGAAAAGCCCUACCAGUGCUCGGAGUGUGGGAAACGCUUCAGCGUGCGAUCCAAGCUGAUUCAGCACUUGCGCGUGCACACGGGGGAGAAGCCAUACACGUGCGGCGAGUGUGGGAAGAGCUUUGGGCAGAGCUCGCACCUUUCUGUGCACCAGAAAACUCACAGAGGAGAGAAAUCGGUGCUCCAGGUGUGGAAAGUCAUUCAGUGUGAGAUCCUGCCUUGUUAAAGAUCAGAAGCCGCGCGUAUAUAGAACAUCUGAGAGCACGCACUUUCUUUGAAGAACAUUUUGUAGGUGUGUUUGCAUCUAUGAAAGCUUGGAAAAUCAUUCAGUGAAAAAGAAACUCCAUUAAAAAUGAGCUGGUCUGCAUGCAAGCAGGACUAUUGAAUAAGAGCGUAGGUCAAGGAGGAAAAGAAGUUAAUUGCUGCGCGUAGGGUCGGUGGGUUCACAAAGAGCGGUGGGCUUUGUACGACCUGUGCGGGUGUCAUAUUUAAAUAGGUCAGUUUGUCCCUAGGAAAAGUAGCUGUCUGGUGGUCCUCAUCAUGUUCCUCAUGAUGUUCAGCUGGUUGGUUGUGUCUGAACCCCUCCAAGUGAUGCCGGUAGGGAGCUGGGUCUUGGGUGAAGGAACCAAAUACUGGGAAACAAAACAAGAAACCACAACCCACGUGCGACUCGGGGGCUGCAGAGGUGGAACAAGCCAUAUGUUUCCUGUUGUUUUGCUGCAGAAAGCCUCGGGCAGGCAGCACCCUCGCUGUGAUCUGAGAUCCUGUGUGAUGCAGGAGCAAAUGACGUGGGCAGGCUCAUGCCCGAACCCCUUAGGGUUGACCAGCCCUCCUUACAUCAGAAACAGCUUGGAAAGACUUUUCUGGAGCCAUCCAAACCAGGACAACAAAUGAUGGGGACCUCCCUAGCAGAUGUAGCCCCAGUCUGGGGAGGCAAAGAGCCAUCCCAGUGUGUCCAGAUGCUUGGAGCUGCGCUGUGAGGGUUAGAGGAGGAGGCACUUGCUAUGGGCUGGGCGGGAGGAUGGACAUGCUGUCCAAGGGCAAGAACAAAGUCUGUUGGAAAUGUUUGGGUUUUCACCAUGUGGCUGUCUGUUAUUUUCCUCUAUAUUGCCCCAAAAAAUAAUUCCCAGAAAGCACAAAAGAAGGUUGUUUCUGCCGAUAAAGAUCCCUGCCUUCCUA